Rattus rattus (black rat) is the source of this 684-nucleotide messenger RNA. Lineage: Eukaryota; Metazoa; Chordata; Mammalia; Rodentia; Muridae. The record is from the annotation of a RefSeq genome assembly.
AUGGCUUACCCAUUCCAACUUGGCUUACAAGACGCUACAUCACCCAUCAUAGAAGAACUUAUAAACUUUCAUGAUCACACCCUAAUAAUUGUGUUCCUCAUCAGCUCAUUAGUACUUUAUAUUAUCUCACUAAUACUAACAACAAAACUAACACAUACAAGCACAAUAGACGCCCAAGAAGUGGAAACAAUUUGGACAAUCCUUCCAGCUGUUAUUCUUAUUCUAAUCGCCCUCCCUUCCCUACGAAUUUUAUACAUAAUAGACGAAAUCAAUAACCCAGUUCUAACAGUAAAAACUAUAGGUCACCAAUGAUACUGAAGCUACGAAUACACCGACUAUGAAGACCUAUGUUUUGACUCCUACAUAAUCCCAACCAACGACUUAAAACCAGGUGAGCUUCGUCUAUUAGAAGUGGAUAACCGAGUAGUUUUACCAAUAGAACUUCCAAUUCGUAUACUAAUCUCAUCCGAAGACGUCUUACACUCAUGAGCCGUCCCUUCACUAGGACUAAAAACCGACGCAAUCCCAGGCCGUCUAAAUCAAGCUACAGUGACAUCAAAUCGACCAGGCCUAUUCUACGGGCAAUGCUCUGAAAUCUGCGGCUCAAAUCACAGUUUCAUGCCUAUUGUACUAGAAAUAGUACCCCUAAAACACUUCGAAAACUGAUCCGCUUCUAUAAUCUAA